Molecule: messenger RNA, 1812 nt
Organism: Plasmodium inui San Antonio 1
Lineage: Eukaryota; Apicomplexa; Aconoidasida; Haemosporida; Plasmodiidae
Exons: 12
Coding region: 1-1812 (603 amino acids)
Cellular component (GO): membrane
Source: RefSeq, a predicted model, not a curated record
AUGAAAAAUGAAAUACUUUAUAUAACGACAUUCAUUUUGUUCCUCGUCAGCUACUGCUUCCAGCCGCUGCUCAUCGACAUUAUAAAGUACAAUGGGUGCGGCAACUCCAGCACGUUCAUAUUCCUCCUGCCGCAUUAUUUGUCUAUGAUAAUCGUGGGGUUCCUACCGAAGAAGCAGAAGUUGAGUCAGUGCAAAUGGAUAAAGAUAUUUUUUGUUUCCGUCCUGGAUUUAGUAAAUCAAGUGUUGAAAAAAAUAGGAUUAAUAUAUGCAGGCUCCGCUCUGUACAUCAUUAUUGACAGCUGCACGCUGAUCUUCACAGCGAUAUGGAGAAGACUACUGCUGAACAAGAGAAUCAACUCUUUUCAGUUGCUUGGCAUUCUGUUAAUAACAUUUGGUAUAGCCAUAAAAUCGAAUAAUCUCAAAUUCGAAAUUAACAAAGAAGAAAUUAUCGGAGUCAUUUUAAUCAUCAUAAGCAACAUUCUUAUGGGGCUAACAUUUGUACUGAACGAGAAGUACAUGGGUGAAAUGGAAGGACAGAACAUUGUGUGUUUAAUGGGUAUAUUCAGCUUUUGCUUUGUCAGCCUGUGGACAGUCAUAUGGACUAUCCCCAACUUUGAUCAUCUCAUUUUGGAGAAUAUAAAGAAGAAGAAGGGAAACAUUAAUACCAUUUGGCUAAGUUUUUUGGGACUAUUCAUUUUCAACUUCGUCACGUCGUCCACCCUCUGGUACAUCAUGAAGAUUAGCGGCUCACUCACCGUUGGAAUUCUCAAAGGACUCAAAGUCGCCAUCAUUUUCCUUUUCAGUCAUAUUUUUUUUUGUAAAUAUGAUUCCAAGCAAUGCCUUAACGUACACUCCUCCCUCUCAGUUUUUUUUUGUAUCUUGGGGGUCCUCAUAUAUUCGUACAACGAAUUUUUGUUGAUCCUUAUGAGCAAGGUGUAUAUGGCUAGGCGGCCUAAGCUAGAGGAGAACCUAAUCGGAGAAAGGACACUGAAAGAUGGGAAGGAUAUCUUCGUCUUCAAUAAUUACGCCAUUUGGCUAGUCAAACUAUCACAUUUGUUCUUCUUCCUCUUCCUCCUCGAUGUCAAGAAUAUUUUUCACCUCUCUCCCAGCCUGGUGUUUCUGGCUUUCUUCUUCGGGUUUUUUAUCAUCUGUUUUUUGUUUUGCAUGAGUUGGUACAAUUGUUUCCGCUUUGUUAGGAGAAUAACAAACCAGGAGCUAAUCGAUGAAGAACUCAACCCCUCCGUGCUGAACGAAAUAAUCCCUCAGAUUUUCUUCUCCUUUUGCUCCUUUUUGUUGAUAAGCUUACUUUACUUGGGGCACCUGCUGGUCUACCUGAACGUUCAGAACGACGUCAUUUCGGUCCCCAUCGAAUCGCUAAUCAUUUUCUUUUUUUUUUUUUUCUGCUGCCUCUUGUAUGGGGCCUUCUUCGAGUAUGACAAUUCAGUGGGCGUCUUCCUCCUCGGGGCCAACGGAAUAGCUACUUUGGCCCUUUCCUUUUACCAGACCGGACUCUACCUGGCACACUUGGUUAGGAAGAACAAACAGAACAAGCUGUUUUAUCGAGAGGGAGAAGGGGACUACGUGCAGAUGCUCAUUUACACUUGCGCGUCAGCAUUUGCUUCACUCCUACUGAAGAACUUGAGUCUGAUUGACUCCCAUCUGCUCUCCCUCCUGUUGUUCCUUUCCUUCGUCCCCUUUCUCUACGCCGACCUGAGUCUCCAAAAUAUGGAAGUGGUUCACCAAUCGGUAAUCUGCUCUCGUGAGAUUGUGCAGAGGGGGACACCUCCUAACAUGAUUGCUCAUGCGAACUGA